This is a messenger RNA of Parastagonospora nodorum SN15, 657 nucleotides long. RefSeq lists its product as hypothetical. The transcript is spliced from 2 exons. The record is from RefSeq and is a predicted model, not a curated record. The coding region runs from base 1 to 657 and encodes 218 amino acids. NCBI's taxonomy places the organism in Eukaryota, Fungi, Ascomycota, Dothideomycetes, Pleosporales, Phaeosphaeriaceae.
AUGGAAGCCGCCAACCCCGUUGCUGCCACCGAUCAAUGCGCGGUGACGCCUGCCGAGGUUGAGAUUGAAGGCGCAUGCACAGGGGAAUGGUCAAUCCAGAGCCUUGUAACGUCAAAUGAAACAUACAUGAAGAAGAAAGUGCCUUGGGCAGAGGAUAGUCAAUCGAUGGGCAGGGAUAUUGGGCGCUCGAGACCGCGCAGUCGCAGUGGAAGCAUCACACCAGGCCCUUCGCUUCACUGCCUCACGCGCCUUCGCGGCACAUGUCCGCCACCAACCGCCCCCACAGCCCCCACAGCCCCCACAGCCCCCACAGCCCCCACAGCCCCUACGGACUCGACCACGGCCCCAACCGCCGGCUCCUCAAUCCCCAGGCGCCUCAUCAGCCUCACAGACCCCUCAGCCACGCCCGCAAUCACGCCGCUUCUGUCCAACUUGUCCGCCCUGCUCGACAACUUUCGCCCAAACUCCCGCGGCCAUGAUUUGGUCCGAUUGGCCCAGCCCCAUCGGCCAGCAGAUCCGCCAUACGAACAGACUCGAGCGGGUACAACAGAAGUACUCGACCAAAAUAACGUGCUCCAGGCCAUGGCCGAGUUGGCCUGCUUCUCCACCGACCUAAGCGCCCGCGCUGGUGCCGCCACCGCCGCAGAGCUGCACUGA